AUGAGCAUUCCAAACUCGACGACCGCGCCUGCUGCGGGCGAGUACGCUGGAGAUGAAGUCUCCGCGAUUGUCCUCGACCCCGGCUACUCGACCGUACGCGCUGGCUUCGCCGGUGAAGAUGUGCCCAAGUCCGUUUGUCCGUCCUUUUACGGCGAAAAAGACGGCUCCUACCAUUUUGGCGAGAACGCGAUACAUGCGCCCACGGGCGGGCACGAGAUCAAAAACUACUGGGGCAGCGAUGGCAUCGUCCAAGACUGGGACAUUGCAACGAAGCUGUGGGAGUAUGCCAUCACCAGCAGGCUCACGGGCGCAAAGCCCGGCGACCCGUCAAGAAACGGGCUAAACGAUGGGACGUCAAACGGCGAGGCUACAGACGUGGACAUGGAAGGCGUAGAGAACAACGAGAAGCCACUGGAAGACAGCCCGCUGCUCGUCACAGAACCCGGGUGGAACAGCGCAAAGGCACGGGAAAAGUACAUUGAAAUCGCCAUGGAAGACUGGGGCGCACCCGCUUUCUUCCUGCAAAAAACGGGCGUGCUGGCUGCUUUUGCCUCUGGCAAGUCCUCGGGCAUCAUCAUCGACGUGGGCGCCUCGCACACGUCCGUCACGCCUGUCCUCGACGGCAUGGUGCUCCGCAAGGGCGUCAUGAAGUCCCCCUUGGCCGGCAACUUUGUGUCGUCGCAAAUCCGCCAAAUCUUCAAGCAAGCCACGCCCGAAAUCCCCUUGGUACCACACUACAUGGUUGCCUCCAAGACGCCCGUCGACGCCGGCGCGCCCGCCCAAGCGACGUACAAGACCUUUGACAUUCCCCCGACCGCCUCCUUCCGCCUCAACGAAGAGGAGCGCAUCCUCACGGAGUUCAAAGAAUCCGUCGUCGAAGUCUGGCCCGGCCCCGGCCGCUUCAGCAACGGGACCAACGAGGAAAUCGCAAAAAACACGCCCGGCCGACCGUUUGAAAUGCCGUCUGGGUGGAACCAAGUCUUCACCUCUGAACGCUUCCGCGCCGCUGAACCGCUCUUCGACGCCAGCGCCGCCCUCCCCGUCGACGGCAUGCCGAAGCCAAAGGACGAACAGACGAUUCCCAAGCUCGUGCAAGCCGCCGUCGCCCAGGUCGAUGCGGAUCAGCGGCCCAUGCUGCUGUCCAACAUUGUGGUCACGGGUGGAUCCACUCUGCUGUACAAAUUCAACGACCGCCUGAAUUACGAAAUCAAUGCGCAGUAUCCCAGUACGCGGAAUAAACUGAUUGCGCCGGGGAGUGUGGUGGAGCGCAAGUAUGCGGCGUGGAUUGGGGGCAGUAUUUUGGCGAGCUUGGGCAGCUUUCAUCAGCUGUGGAUUUCGAGGAAGGAGUACGAGGAGCAUGGGGCGGGCAUUGUGGAGAAGAGGUGUCGGUAG
This is a messenger RNA of Plenodomus lingam JN3, 1392 nucleotides long. RefSeq lists its product as uncharacterized. Gene Ontology annotation, biological process: regulation of transcription by RNA polymerase II; chromatin remodeling. The record is from RefSeq and is a predicted model, not a curated record. Gene Ontology annotation, molecular function: chromatin binding. Gene Ontology annotation, cellular component: NuA4 histone acetyltransferase complex; SWI/SNF complex. Lineage: Eukaryota; Fungi; Ascomycota; Dothideomycetes; Pleosporales; Leptosphaeriaceae.